Messenger RNA from Zea mays, 720 nucleotides. RefSeq names its product probable histone H2A. Gene Ontology annotation, molecular function: protein heterodimerization activity; DNA binding; structural constituent of chromatin. The record is from RefSeq and is a predicted model, not a curated record. Gene Ontology annotation, cellular component: nucleosome. NCBI's taxonomy places the organism in Eukaryota, Viridiplantae, Streptophyta, Magnoliopsida, Poales, Poaceae. The transcript has 4 exons.
AUGAACAAACCUCCUGAAAUGAUAUCUGGCAAUAUGAAGCCAUGGUUAGCAAACUCGUUUGAAAGAAAAGACCUGGAAAGGGAACUCUUGGCCAAGCUUUUGGUGUACUUGUGCACAGCUCAAGAGCACUCGCUGAGCCAGAGGCAGCUACUCCAGAGGUUCCAACAUGUUCUAUCUACCUUGGAGGAUGUCGUGAUCGAUGCGCCGAAAGCGACCAAGUUCCUGGGCCAAAUAUUUGCCAGAGUCGUACUGGAAGACGGGAUCUCGCUGAUGGAGGGAGGAGGGCUCCUGCAGGAGUGGGAUGGCAGGGAAGAGCCAGCAGGAUAGCAUGCCUUGGAGGACUGCCUCGCAUCCGAGGAUCUGGGGAGCAUGCUAGAGUCCAUCAGAGUGGAGAGGGCCAAAUAUUUACUGAUGUGCUUUCAGUUCCCUGUUGGACGUAUCCAUUGUCAGUUGAAGCAGAAGACUCAGGCAAAUGGUCGUGUUGGUGCCACCGCAGCCGUCUACUCAGCUGCCAUCCUGGAGUACUUGACUGCCAAGGUUCUGGAGCUGGCUGGGAAUGCUAGCAAGGAUCUGAAGGUGAACUGUAUCACCCCUCGCCAUUUGCAGCUAGCCAUUCGUGGAGACGAGGAGCUGGACACCCUCAUCAAGGGCACCAUCGCAGGCGGAGGUGUCAUACCGCACAUUCACAAGUCCCUGGUCAACAAGUCAUCCAAGGAGUGA